Messenger RNA from Tympanuchus pallidicinctus (lesser prairie-chicken), 2939 nucleotides. RefSeq lists its product as uncharacterized. The coding region runs from base 271 to 1188 and encodes 305 amino acids. The record is from RefSeq and is a predicted model, not a curated record. Lineage: Eukaryota; Metazoa; Chordata; Aves; Galliformes; Phasianidae. The transcript has 2 exons.
UUACUCCCAAUAAUUUCCCGUUUUGGUCAUUUCCCGGCUCACUCGGGUGGGAGCCUCUACAAGCAGCAUCACAUCCGUGCCGGGCUGUGCUGCACUGCAGCGCGGGGUGAGGAGCGCGGGAUGCAGGGAGCGGAGAUCUGCUGGGCAGGAAGGAUGAGAAGCCAACAAAAUCAGGCUGUGCUGAUGGCAAGGAACCAAACGUCCCUCUGCGCCCUGACCUUCAUUGUGUGGGGAAGGAGGGAGAGCUGCCACUGAGAAAACGUGAUAAGGAUGGCCAGCAGGAUGGGCAGCCGGCGGCGCGGUUUUGUGCUGCGUGUGCAUGCAGUCGGCUGGCGAUCGCGUGCGGCGAGCUUGGCUGCGCUCAGCAGAGCGAUCAGACUUAACUAUUUAUGGAGUCACUUUGGAAAAUGUAGCACAUCAAUGGGAGAGAGCGGAGGCUGCUUUGGAGUGCCUGGAUUUUUGGUGCUUGGCUUGCAAAUGCAUCCUGACCUCCUGGAGGUCUUUGGGGCUCUAAAAGGGCACCUGAAGCUGCUGAGAGUGGAAACGGCUGCCAGGUGCUUGGCUAAUGCAAUGGAGAGCAUAGGUGGGUCCUGCCUUCCAUAUUCAUGGAAUUGGGAAUGGGCCACAGCUGGUCCCAGCCAUUUCUGUGACAUCCCAACACCCGGGCAUGGGCACCUCUCCUUUGUGUCCAGGCUAAUGGAAACCACAGCUGCCCUGCCUGCACAGAGCAGGGAACACAGUUUCAGCAGAAAAAACAACGUGCAGGAGUUAAAAACAAUCCCUGCUGCCACUUCUUCCCUCAUCACAGGAUACCGAGAGCAAAAACCCAGCUGCUCGGGUGAAGGAGCAUUCCCAAAGCUUCGCCAGCAAGCGAAGACAUCUGAAACGGAGACAGAGAGCAAAGCGACGAGGAGCACAUCAAAGACAAGAGCUCCAUCUCCACCUCUCGCCCUGCUCAACCCCACGGACACGUGGCUGUGUGCAGCACGAGGGGGUGAAGGAGCUGCCCACCGUGCACCUGGUGCAGGUGCUGGGCUGAGAGCAGAGGGAGCUGCCCCGACACGGGGUGAUUCAGAUCCAAACCACGCAGAGCCCACUGCACUCCACCAGAGCUCUCGACUCGCUGCUUCGCCCGCGCUUGCAUGCUGUGCUGGGGCUGAUAGGGAGCCGGCACAGAGCCACGGGUGAUCCCUCACCGUGAUCCGGAGUGUGGGAAAAACACAAUCGCUGCAAACAAUCAGAGGCAAAGCCAGCAGCAGCACGCAGAGAGGAAUUCGGAGGCGCAUUCCAGCAGGGAUGACAGAGAAGGGGCUGGGAGCUCAAAAAAGAAACGUGCUGCGAUCCGUUUUGUUUUGCUUUUUUUCCCCCCCCUCUCUGCAGCACCAUCACACCCUGCUCAGCUUUCGAGUAAAGCUGCUGCAUGCUGCAGAGUGGCACAGCAGGCAGCCGGAGCGUUCUGUGUCUCCAGCAGAGCAAUGGAAGAGCACCUCUCUGCACCUUCCAGGCCUACAGAGAGCAGCUCUGGGCAUGUGGACUGCAGGCAGGACUGCUGGCAAUGGGAGAUGUGGUGGCCGGUGUCACCGCUACUCAAGGCAGCAGAUCCCCUGCACAAAGCAUGCUGCCUUCCCAGCUCCUCCUGACCCACUUUCCACAUGGCACAAUUAAAGCAAAGCAAAACAGAGCAGGAGGAGGGGACUCUGCAGGGCUGGCACAGGCGUUGUGUGGGGACCAGCACAGGCCAACACACAGGGCAAAGAGCAUGGAAGUUCCAGGGAGCACAACCACAACUUGGGCACAAAUUUACAGCCUCCUCCUCAGUGCCCACCUCCCUGCCACCUGCCCUCUUCUCACAGCGGUGCCUGAUGGGCAGAGGGUCCUUCAGUGGCACAAGUAAGGGAUAAUUGUGCGAGGUGCAGGGUGCCUGGUGCUGUAUUUCACUCAUUGCUUCAGGCAGAGCAGCCAUCCGGGAGCUAAAAGCAUUCAAUUGCUCACUGAUGCUUUUCUUUGAAGCCCGCAUUCAUCCUCCAAGGUCUGUAUUGAUUGGGGACUCCAGGAAAGCAUCUGCCCUUCUCUGCCUUCAUCAAUGACUUUCCCACAUUAAUCCACCUCUUCCCUUGAUAACCACACUAAUUACUCUCAGCUAAGUUGACUCUGGCAGAUCACAGGAGGAUGAGAAGAGCAACCUGCUCUGCAGCCGGGCUGUGCCUUAAAGCUGCAGAUUCCUGCCCUGGAGUGGCCCAUUGCCCCAGAGAGAACUGGUUGCACUGGGAGUGUGAGCACUGUGCCAUGGGGCCGGCAGUGGGGCAGCACUAAAAUCCACCAGGGCCACGCUGGGGAUGCAUGCAGCUGAGCGAGGGGGUUUGCUUUUCACCUGGGGAGCUUCUGUGCUCCAAGGGAAACACCAAUGGUUUCACAUGGAUGGGGACAGCAGACCCUGGCCCACUGGGUGCACAUCCACACCCCCUGCAUCCAACAGGUGCUAUGAAUGAAGGGCUUCCCGUUGUGCUGCAGGGUGUUUUAGAUCACCCUGCAGGUUCACACCCUCCAGCCUGGGGUGGUCUAGGAAUGAAAUAAGUUACCCUUCACUUCUUCCCCUGGGUUUCCUUGAAGGGGGAACAAGAUGUGCAGAUCUCUGAGCUCUUCCAUUCUCAACCACAGCAAGAUGGCAUCAAGAACAGAAGCAGCCCUGCAGGGAUGGACUGUGCAACGGGAAGGAAGGCUGGGUGGGAUGGGGGGGAGGUGGAGAUGGUGACAAUUAGGCACACUCAGAUGUCCUAUUGCUUUCCACAUCUCAACCUGUGCACCCAGAAUAGGAGUGGUCAGAAACACGACAAAAUGAUGUGGCUAAUGGGUGUGAAACCCUGAGAAAUUCUACUCCUGUCCCGUACCUGCUGCCUUCACUUGGAAAGAUGCAGUAAAUUUAAAAGUAUGUCAAUCUA